AUGUCUUAUUGUGUUCUAUCGUAUGAAAUUAGACCUGAGACACUCAACCUUGUUUCAGAUUUCAUCCGGAAGCCAGUCGGACGACCAUCCAAAAGCAAUCCGCCCAUGGCACCCAUUGAAGUUGCUAAAAACCUCACAUACACAGAUCACUCGCCAAUUGUCGGAUUGUCUAAGACAAGCAAAGCCAAGGAAGCAUGUGGACAACUAUUCACAAUUGGAAACGUAAAUAGUACAACCGAGGAAGGGGAGACAGAUGGUCUUGAUUCUAUCAAUCAAAUGUCAAAAGAGGAGACCAAAAUUCCGCUGAAAUCUGUUGCACCCAUGGAACAGCUAACAACCCAAAGCGAGAUACGGCUUCACCUCAAUUCAAAAUGUCCUUGGGUGAACUCAAACCGAAGCCGUGUUCUCAUUGGGGCUUCCUGGAUGGUAGAGGAGGACAAACGCCAGUUUUUGAGGUACCCAGAAGUACUUUUCAUGGAUGCCACGCACAAAACUAACAAUGAAGGCCGCCCUCUUCUACUCAUUUGUGGUCGGGACUCUGAUGGCAAAGCCUUCGUUAUACUGCGUGUGUUCAUGCCAAAUGAAACUUCCGCAUUUUAUAACUGGGUCUUUCAGGAGGCCCUCCCAUCAAUGUUAGGCAAGGAGCAUUUGGAGCGGGUCAAUUUGGUUCUAACUGAUGGUGAUUCUAAUGAAUUCUCAGCUCUUGAAAAUUCAAUGCUUAAGUUGCUACCAAAUGCACUUCGGGGUAGAUGUGGGCACCACCUCAUUAAGAAAACGUUGCAAAAGAAAUCCAUUGCGCCUUCUUAUUUCAAAAAUAGGGUAUUGGGAGAGGCUAUACUGCAAGAAAUUGAAGGUUGGGUCCGUUCUUGGGCAGACGGAUCUUCCUGUCUCACUGAGGAAGAGUUUAUGUUCUCCAAAAACUUGUUGCUGGAUGAAUUGCGGAACAAUGAACAGCUACAAGAGGUCAUGGGGCUGGAGAGCGUCGGCAAACUCAUGGACUGGGUCGACACAGAUGUACUGCCCCAUGAAAAGAACUUUGCCCACUACAUGAAACGAGACCAUCGGUGCCUUGGGGAAUAUGUUACUAAUGCAACCGAGGGAUUAAACUAUGCUGCCAAACACAGUUCAAUGUCCGCAAAGCCAGAUCAGAAAAUGGUCACUUCCGCUGGAGCCAUGCAUAGCCAUGAUGACAUGAAGAAUCGAGAGAGGAAGAAAAAGAAGUUGCGCCAAUUUGAGGAUACACCCUUAUUCCUUGAAAGGGGUAACAAAAGGCACAACUCAGAUUGUUUCAAAGAGCUUGUACCUAUUGGCCGAUCUAUUAUGAUGGAUCAAGUGGAACAGAGUGCCGGCAACUCAUACCGAAUCUUCCAAAUUUCGCCUGGUUUGGACUUGUGUGCAUUUGGCUCCUCGAUGUUGUAUUUCUUUAACAAUUCGGAUGCAUUGUGGUCUACAUCACCAUAG
Cylindrotheca closterium is the source of this 1461-nucleotide messenger RNA. The record is from the annotation of a GenBank genome assembly. Lineage: Eukaryota; Bacillariophyta; Bacillariophyceae; Bacillariales; Bacillariaceae.